Messenger RNA from Dioscorea cayenensis subsp. rotundata (Guinea yam), 846 nucleotides. RefSeq lists its product as uncharacterized. NCBI's taxonomy places the organism in Eukaryota, Viridiplantae, Streptophyta, Magnoliopsida, Dioscoreales, Dioscoreaceae. The transcript has 3 exons. The record is from RefSeq and is a predicted model, not a curated record. Bases 286 to 702 code for a protein of 138 amino acids.
AAAUGAUAGUCAUCACGGUUAUUUUUCUACUAUAAAAUUUGAUCUUGAAUAAAAAAAGCAUUUAAUCUUUCUCUAAUCUAAACUAACAUAAUUCUACGUCAACUUAAUUAUACAAAAUAAAUAAAUAAACAUAAAAUACAUCACAUCAUCUACUCUUUAUCAAGUAAUUCAAUAAAAAUAAAAUAAAAUAAAUAAGACUUGAAAUGCUCCCCAAAACUCAAAUUUGCCUAUAAAUAAUGCCAUACUUAUUGAGAACUCCAAAACACAAACUAGAGUUUGCUCAUAAUGCUUUUGGAUAAAUUUUUUGAAUGCCGUCAUCUACGCUCAAGGCCUCAAGCAACCAAUGGGAAGAUGAAGGUUGUGUUGAGGGUGCAAAUGGAGAAUACCAAGAAGCGAGCUAAAGUUAUGACAUGCUUGGUUAAAUGGCGUGGUGUUAUCUCUGUAUCAUUGGAAGGAAAGGAAAACAAUGAAAUAGCAAUUGUUGGAGAAUAUAUUGAUCCAGUGAGCAUCACUCAAAAACUUAGGAAGAAAAUGGGUUGUAAUAGUACUGUGGAGAUGGUUAAGGCUGAAAAUCCGGACAAGGACAAGGACAAGGAAAAAGAGAAGGAAAAAGAGGCUGAUAAAUGUAAACAUCCUUGGUGUUAUUAUCCACAACCACAAAUAUACAGUUGCAAUGAACCACCAGCUUGCUCCAUUUUGUAAGUCAUAAUAUAUAUAUUAUGUUAAGUUAUAUAUAUGAUUUAUAAAAUAUGGAACAAGCUAGUCUUUUGGGUUGUAUCACCUCUGCAGAGGACUUCCCUACCUUCCUUUUAAUUAAGGAUCUUCAAGCUGUGCUCUUUUAUUAUA